Messenger RNA from Tyto alba (common barn owl), 6530 nucleotides. It is a transcript of the gene PLCXD2, whose product is annotated as phosphatidylinositol specific phospholipase C X domain containing 2. The record is from RefSeq and is a predicted model, not a curated record. Gene Ontology annotation, molecular function: phosphoric diester hydrolase activity. The transcript is spliced from 4 exons. Lineage: Eukaryota; Metazoa; Chordata; Aves; Strigiformes; Tytonidae. Gene Ontology annotation, biological process: lipid metabolic process. The coding region runs from base 13 to 1032 and encodes 339 amino acids.
CCCAGGGCGGGGAUGGGGCCGCCGGCCGGAAGGGAGGGAGGUGGCGGCGGCCGGCGGCGGCGGCGGCGGCGGCGCGGGGGUGCCGCGGCAGAGGGCAACGCGGACUGGAUGGGCUCGCUGCCGGCGGCGCUGCGCUCCUACCCGCUCUCCAACCUGGCCAUCCCGGGGUCACAUGAUUCUUUCAGCUACUGGGUUGAUGAGAAAUCUCCUGUGGGACCGGACCAAACCACAGCCAUCAAACGUUUGGCCAGAAUUUCCUUGGUUAAAAAAAUCAUGAAGAAAUGGUCAGUAACUCAGAAUUUGACUUUCAAAGAGCAGUUGGAAGGUGGGAUCCGCUACUUUGAUCUUCGUGUAUCUUCCAAACCUGAGGAAAUGGGACAAGAGAUUUACUUCAUACACGGCUUGUUUGGCAUCAAAGUAUGGGAUGGGCUGAAGGAGAUUAACACUUUCCUUGAGCAGCACCCCAAGGAAGUAAUCUUCUUGGAUUUCAAUCACUUCUAUGCCAUGGAUGACAGACAUCACUUCUUCCUGAUCAACAGGAUCCGCUCAGCCUUUGGAUCCAAACUUUGUUCCAUUCAAUGUGUAGAAUAUGUAACAUUACAGUACAUGUGGGAGAAAAAAUACCAGGUUCUCAUAUUCUACCACUACCCUUUGUAUCAGGAAUACCCUUUCCUGUGGCCGGGGAAUAAAAUACCAGCACCAUGGGCUAAUACAACCAACGUGCACAAACUGUUACAGUUCCUGGAGACCACUCUUGAGGAACGAAGUCGUUAUGGGACUUUUCAUGUUUCUCAAGCAAUUCUUACACCUCGAGUGAAUACUAUUGCACGGCAUCUAACUCGUGGUCUGAAGAACACGCUUGUCCGUAGGAACCUGCCCAUGAUUUUAAAUUGGGUGAAAGCACAGAAGCCGGGCAUCAGGGGUGUGAACAUAAUCACAUCAGACUUUGUGGAGCUAGUUGACUUUGCUGCUACAGUGAUUGCGUUAAACGACCUCCUUUUAGAAGAGGAUGAAUCUGCAGCUGCGUGCUGAUUGCUGUGUCCCACUUGUGCUCCUCAGUGGACACAUCUUCGAGCUGUGCUAGAUCUCUUAUUUAUUAAGUGAAACCUACUGUAAUCUCUGAUUAUUUCAAAAAAGUUUUCUAGCGGAACGGUGGCUAAGCAUCACAGAGGCAGGCCCCUUCUCCCAGCGGUGCGUGGAUGGGAGCGGCGCGGAGCGUGCCGCUGCGCGUCUGUCCACGGCUGCACGUCUGGCCGAGUUCAGCCCCCCUCUGCCACGGCCCAGGGCGCUGCCCACCCGCCGCCAGGCACCCGACCCCCCCACCCCUGCCCGGUGUCGGGGUGCCCGGGCCCGCUGCGCGCACCCCGCCUGCUUCCCGACACCAGGCCCCAAACCCGGGGCCGCCGCCGACCCCGCGGCCGGCCGACCCGGCGUUGUUCUCGGGGCUCCUGGGGCGUAGCUGGGCUCAGCUGGAGGCUGCUGCUGUAGUCCUUACGCUGCUUUAGACACUACCUCCGACUCACUUGAAGAAACAAUAUUGCCGUUGUUCAGGGGGAAGCUGUUACACUGUGGUGAAUAUCCAAGUGUCCAUUGCGCCUGACGGGUGAGGGCUUGGCAUGCUCCGCCUCUGGACUCCAAACUGUUCUUCUGGACCUCUUGAUUUUAAUACUUUAAUACAUUUAUUGCGGCCAUGUUUAAGUGUGUUUCUUUUGGCAUUAAUUUGGAGAACAUUUCAGUCUUCAAAUUAUGAGGAUCAUAAUUCUCAAGCCUGAAUUCCUGUUGUGAGACAUUUUAGAAACCACAGUGCAACCUUUUUUCUUUUGCUUGCUGGGCGCUUGUCUUUUUCCAUCCCUUGAGUUUUCUUUGGGCUAAGUCUCUCACCCAGGCAGCCUUUCUCUGAAAGGAGGUGGGCUAAGUGGGAGUUUGCUUGGUAUUCAAAGAUAGAACUGGAGCUGACAAGGAAUGCUCAAAACCCAAAUAUUGAAUCUCUGAUUUGCAAUGUGAAAGUGAAUUCUGAAAUCAGACCCAAAAGUUGUUCUUGUAGUCAGAGGGCCACAGCUAUGGGGGAGAAGUUUCCCCAGCCUGCACCCACUAGUGACAAAGCAAACAAUAGUCACACAAGCCCAGGCAGGCAUCAGUGUUGCUUCUUUCUGUGGUCGUACUCAUUUUUGCGUUGAUUCACAAAAAAAUGUGACCAUGUGUGUUUGAGCCAAUGCAGUCACAUGCUGGUACUUACCAGCACUUCAAUGACUAGAUGAUAGCAGUCCUACUAUCUUAUCUUGGGUUAAAAAAAAAAAAAAAACAAAAAACACAAAAGCGACUGAUUUGCAGAUACUUCCCUGCUUGGUCAUCUUCCUAAAGCAAUUGUGGGUGCAUGAAUUAUUCAGUGUUUAUGAAUUUGUAUUAAUCUCCAAGCUAUUUAUAAUAGAAUGGAUUGUCUUUACAGAUAUUUUAUUCAAAAGAAAAGUAUAUCUUCAGAUUUAUUAUUUAUUUUAUGUACCCUGUGUCUGCCAUCACGGUUUGACAACCCAGAAAAAAAUCCAAAACAUCUUUACUUGCUUGUCACAAACUUUGAACUCAGGACAAGUUUAAAUGUUUGCAAACCUUCCAUGUGAACCUUGGCCGAGUUCUGAGCAGGCUAUAAUCUGAUUUAUCUGUUGGUUGCAUGUUUUUCAUUAGAGUUCCUUGAAUUUUUUUUUAACUGAAUCCUUUUUCUAAGGGAGUUGGGGACAGGGGGUGCCUGUCUCUCAAGUUAUCUUUCUCCUUUUCUCUUGUGUUUCAGUGAUGGGGGCAGGUCGUGAAAAUCAGUUUUGGGGGAUUAAAGCUCAAAUUUCUGGUUUAAAACUUCUUUUGAAAAUCUCAGCAGAAGGUUUUUAUUAUUUUUGGUAUUUUUUUUUCUGUUUAUGAAACUGUUGGAACUGAAUUUGAACAGCACUAUUUUGUUUUCAGAGUUAUUCAAAAUACCUGGAUUUUUCCUUAGCUGAAUUUUGUGUCAACCUACUUUUCUCAUGGCCUCAACUGAAAUUCCAUGAUAGUUUUAAAUGUAUGUGUUUGGUUUCAGGGGUCUUUUAGCUGCAAAUUGUCUUAGAGCUCAGAACUUGGAAAAACUUGGUUUGAAUGCUGGUGAGGCAGAAAUAUGUUUGCAAGAUUUCCUUGGAGGACAAGAGGAGAAGUGAAUAUGAUGUUUGCGUGUGACCCCUAAUAUAUUUUUGUACUGUAUAUAUCUACCUCAAAAGAGAUUUAUCAGGUGUAACCAGUAUUUAUAUUGUGAAUGAAGAGUAAUGACUGUUGUUAGUCCCUCUGUUGUAUUUAUUUGAAUAGAGAUGUGAUGGUUGUAACUCAGGGCUUUAGCUAGAUAUUUUUAAGGACAAACUCAGAAGUUUCUCUUAAUAUAUUUGCUGUUAGCUCUUGCCUCUUGAAAUAGGACAAAGGCAUGCAAGGUGUUAAGAGUGUUAGCAGAGGGAGAAGAAAUGGAAAAUAGCUUUAGGAUUAAUGAUGAAGUAUGUGUGGGGAGGAACCACUUCUGUGAGUUUGGCCUGUCUGAAGAGACUCGUGUGUCAUUGCAGAGCAGAGCUUGGUGUUACGCCCCUCUGGGAGGAACCUGACAGUCUCAACAGUGAGCUGAGCAAUUGGCAGAUAGAGUUGCCUGCAACAGGAUAUCUCCUGUGGAUACUGUGGGCGACAUUAGUGAUGACAUUGAGAAUUGGUUUUAGGGAACCUAAAAGCUACCUGUGGUAAUAGGCUGGUCUCUCUGGCGUAGCACUAUAACAUACCUAGAUUUGUUCCCCUGCACUUUGCAAAACGCAGCUCAUCUGGACUUGGACUUCGGGCUGCAGACUCUAUUUUCCAGCAUUAUAAAAAGGAAAAGGUGAGCUGAGCAGGACGGGAGAAUCACGGAAGCCGGGCAGUAGUCUGCAUCCAGUGCCUGAAUGGGAGGUGUGGCAGCGUUCAGCCAGGGUUCAGGCAGCAGCGUGGAGCAGGUCUGGCAGGUGAGUGACAGUGGCUGCAGCUUGUACCAAGAACCUCGGCUAAGAGUGUGGCCUCUGAGUGGGCUGCAGCUGGUACAGCAUGGAGCAGCUAACAGCCCACAAGGUUGAGUGCGUACGAGCUCGAAGGGAAGAGAGAUUGGCAUGAAUGCAGGAGAAGGCUGGGCAUUCCUUGCUUUUGGUGUAGACCUGCACCUGUUGAAUACAUUGAUUGUCUUGCUUCUAUCUUCCCCAAGCAGUCGGGUUCACUUUUAAACAGAUUGAAAACUGCCCCAGAAGAACUGCUCUGAGGACUUGGCCAUUCUGUAGGUGGUGGGAGAGGAAAAGCCAGGAAACUAGUAGCUGCUUGAGGCAAAGUACUUGAAUUCCGUAUUCUUGAAUAAUUACUUGUAUGGUUAGUUAUUACAGAUAUUAUAAAUACAGGUCUAUUACUUAGACAUUGUUUUAUGGCUGUCGUUUCUUGUCCUAAUGUGCAAUCACUGAAUGUUGAGUGUUCUGGUGGUGUGCACACUCCCCUGGCACUGAUCGCUGCCACGUGCAAUUCAAGGGCAUACCUGAGGCACAGGAGACCUCUAUAUAUAUCCCUGGUGGGAAGCAGCAAGGAGGAGUCUGUUAGGAAGCAUAUAUGAGUUUGUAGAAUCUUACUGUGUGCUUAUAGGUGAAAAUAAAGAGGAAUUAUUGCUCAAUUUUGCAGACUGACAAUCUCUUGGCUCCUUAUUUAUGAAUCUGCUGUACUAAUACAUUUAACAGCUGUGGAGCUGGGAGUUGUAAUAUUGGGGGGGGGGGUUUUGAGAACAAAAGACAGAUUGCUGCUGUCCAAUUUUAUCUCAAGAACUGAAGGGAUACUGACUUGCAUGUGCUUUGCUGUGAUAGAGAGGAUCCUGCUGGAGACAGUCCUGGCAAGGCAAGCUUGAGGAGUGCUGUGGUCAGUGAGAGAUGUCAGACUGGGAGGCUUCAGAGCAGAAAUGCUGACUGCAAAAAGGCCCCUGUUCUGGCAAUCAGAGUCUUUGGAGAAGGAAUAAUGGGAAAAUGGUAUCUUUGCUCCUAACACAUUCCGUCUUCUGCUGUGUUGGUACUGAGUUAAUAUGUUGGAGCUUAGAAAGCAUCUGUGCAGUAAAGGUGAAGAAGCACUUUUGAACAGGGAUUUUGGCUCAAACAGAAGUAGGGCAUCUGCCAAGAUGCUUAUCUAUUGUGCUCAUCUGGCUAAGCCUUUGGAAAUAUUUUCUUUGCUUACCUGUCUCAGGUGUCAGAGUUCAUUGCUGUAUCAUCUAGCAGAUCAGGGUUUGGGACUUACAGAUGAACAGAGAGCACAGCCGUUUUGAUUUAAAAUUGUGUUACCCAUGGCAGUCUGAGAGAGCAUGUGAGACUUGAGAUUUACUUGAAUAUGCAAUAUUUAAUGCAAACUCCAUAUGCAGUUUUAGUAAGGCUUUCAUCUAGACUUGAGCAUAUUGUUACCCAUCCCUAAUAAGCAAAUUCUUUGGUCAGAGGUUCACUGUUUAGGACAAAACUUCAGGCAAAUUUUCAGUGGCUGUUUAAGCACAGAGAAAUUGUGUAAUGUGAGGAACAGAACUGACCCACAACUUCAAAAUUCAAGUUAGGUCAGGAUGUAGUACUUUCAGCAGUGGAAAAGAAGUUUUUUGGUUUAGGUUUGUUUUUCUUUUUACUUUUCUGUCUGACAUUCUUAUUCCAGCUUUGGUUUAUCACUGAACAGAUGGGUGGAAGAGCCAGAACGUAUGCUGAAGAGCAAAUAAAUUUUAUACUAAGAACAUGUAUGUUGGGCUAACUGUGGUAAGACUGUAGUGAUUGACUUAGUCGUACCUUUCAAUGGUAAUCCUAUUGGCUGUUUGGUUUAGGUGGUUAAAUCAGUCUUGUUUGUAUUUAAAAAGUGAGUCUCACUGAUUCAAUACGUCUAUCUUGUUGAAGAAAUAUGUGUACUUCUGUAAAUGUAUUUGUUUCUCUACCAGACUUGUCAAGUAAAUAAACUUUAUUAUUAAUUGUAGGGAGUAGAAUACAAAUGUCAGCUUUAGAACUGUUUGCUGAAUCUAAUUAUAUUUUAUAUUCCUGAAUAUUUGUGUAUUGUGUUGCUCAUUGAAACGGUAUUUCUCGUACCCUUUGUUAGACCUGUGGUAACUUCUGUGUCUCGCUUAAAUUGAACUGCAAUAUAUUCUUAAUUCUGAAAAAAUAAUUGAUCAGUACAUCCUAUAUAAAAAUAAUUUGAUGGUUCUUUUGAUUUCUGUAAAUGUCAGAUGUAUUUUGCAGUUGAAUUUUUUAAUUUGUGCUAUUUAUACUGUGGAAGGGGGUAGAGGGAGCCAGGUGAAGAGGAGUUAACAAUUCUCAAUUUAUAUUUUGUGCAGUUUCUCUUCUUUCUCUUGGCAGUUUGUGCUUUACCCAUCUGUCCAAUUCAGUUUUGUGAAACCAGGAUGCCUCAUUUGAACUGCAGAUAAACUUGAGCUGACAUCUGUUUCUUUCUGCUUUACUCUGCGUCUAUAUCAUUGGGGUUUUUAAUCCUGAAAAUAAAAUAAAGUACAACUUGAGUUAAUCAUC